UACCGAGUGAGACACGUGGGAGGUGGGCCCACUCCCCAGAAGGAGAUUAUGUCACGCCGAGAUUUACGAAUAUAGUGUGGUCCAGUAAUCCGGUUUGUAGUGAAUAAUAGUCACGUGACUUUGAUUUAUUGCACAAACUAAACAAAGUAAAAAGAAAAAACGCCGUUCUAAUCUCUAUAUAGGUUUCUUAAUUAAAUCUAGUCCAUGAUCAUUGCAAGUAGUUAAUACUGCUGCUGCUUGUUCAAAAUUGUAAUAACUUUUGGUUGCUAGCUCCUUUUUCAGUUCUGAUGAUCAAUAAAUAUUAUUAAAUUAUAUACUGCACAAAAUAUCCGAAAAAUAAUCAGUAAUAUAUAUAUACACACAUGUUGUCGUAAUUGACAACAGUAAUGAGAAGUUUGAAAUGCCACCAAUAAUUCUCACAUGUAUAUAUGUAUACAUUGAGACAAAAUAAUAUACCUAAUUAGAAUCUCCAACUUACAAACUGAAAUUGGACAUUUGUUUUGAGAUUUAUUUCUCUUGAAGGCUUUCCUCCUCCGCCGCCCAGGAUGGGCACCACUAUAGAAUUAAUGCCCCACGCAGACUUAGAAGAAGGUGGCGGCGGCGGCGGAGGCGCAACCAGUGAGGAGGAAGAGGAGGAAUUGGGGAGAGAGUGCAGGAUUUGUCAUAUGAGUUUAGUGAGUUGCAGCAGCCCUGCAGGUUCGGUUUCUAGGGUUGGAAUUGAGUUGGGGUGUUGUUGUAAGGAUGAUUUAGCUGCUGCUCAUAGGCAUUGUGCUGAGACUUGGUUCAAAAUCAAAGGAAACAAGAUUUGUGAAAUCUGCAAUUCGACUGCGCAGAAUGUUGUGGGGCCUGAUGAUAUUACGGAGGGUAGAGAAGCAGAACACGGUGGCACUGACAGCAAUUUGGCCGGAUCUUCAGACAACUCAUCUAACUCUGGUGGAGCUAGAGAAAGCUGGAGUUGGUUGAAUGGACAUCGUUUCUUGAAUUUUAUUCUUGCUUGUUUUGUUUUUGCUUUUGUCAUUUCUUGGCUUUUCCACUUCAACCUUCCUUCUUAAUUCUUCUUCAUUCAUUAAUACUCUACUAUUUCACCAAUUAUUUUUAUUUAUUGGAAUUUAUUUAAUUACAUCA
This is a messenger RNA of Erythranthe guttata (spotted monkey flower), 1125 nucleotides long. RefSeq lists its product as uncharacterized. The record is from RefSeq and is a predicted model, not a curated record. Gene Ontology annotation, molecular function: zinc ion binding. Lineage: Eukaryota; Viridiplantae; Streptophyta; Magnoliopsida; Lamiales; Phrymaceae.